Molecule: messenger RNA, 783 nt
Organism: Postia placenta MAD-698-R-SB12
Lineage: Eukaryota; Fungi; Basidiomycota; Agaricomycetes; Polyporales; Adustoporiaceae
Exons: 6
Coding region: 1-783 (260 amino acids)
Source: RefSeq, a predicted model, not a curated record
AUGUUGGAUACGCAGAGACAGCUUCGCGCGUACAAGAUUGGGCAAGGAUUCAGCGCGAGCCAGCGCUGGCGAUCCACGAUAGCGACGGACGGUGCGUUCCCGUAUUGCAAGCUGCAGCGAAUCCAGGUCGAGAAUGUCCGCAACCUGUGGCAGACCAUAGGCAACCAGGAUGGCGCCAUUGACAAGCUGAUGAACAUGCACUGCAUCGAGACCAACGUUAUCGAAGGGAUAUUACGGUUUGAUCCGUCGAUACACAAGAGCUUGGUCCUACACGGUUUCGAGGACCCAGCUGUUUCUUUGAAGUAUACGGACAUUGUAGGCGGAGCGGUCUCGGGCGAUGUUAAUGCCCUCGCCAAAGCCGACACCGUAACGCUCACUGUAAAAACGAUAUGCGACCUGCACAAAAUCCUGAUGCAGAGCAGCCGAGUCCUGUACGUCAAGACGCCCCACGGCUUUCAAUUAUCCUAUACCACCAUCGGGGAAACUCGGCAGCACUCGAGUGUCAAUGUCAUGGUACAGAACCCGUUCAUGAAGAUCCAAUUCUGCCCGUUUGACCAAGUCGAGGCAGAACUGGGAGCAUUUUGCGAGAGAUUUAACGUUGGUAGCAAUGCAAUGUCAGCGAAUUUCAAGACGGUAACGGGCGACUUUCGAGAAUCCUCGCAUCAAUACCGCUGCUGCGAAGGGGCCUGCCGCCAAUCUGCAUUCAGGCCGAACUCAAGCACGUAUAUUAUGUACGCCUCAACCAGCUCAGGGCGAAUCGAGACGGAGACUACCGCGAGCUGA